AUGCCCUUUCCCACCCCCAAGAAGGUUGUCAAGAAUGCCACCAUUGCCCUUGCCAUGCUUGUCCCUAUCGGCAUCCAGGAAGUCACCGGCGAGUGUUCCAAUAUCAAGUCCGAGACUUCCAAACAGACCGUCAGCACGGUCACAGAUCUCGUCCCAGCUCUUGGAGCCAAUGACAUCGGCUGUAGCAGGAAGUCUUUCGCCAUUGCUCUUCUCUGGGCCAUGGUGAUCGAACUUGGAGGUGCCGUUGGAUCCCUUGCCGGGCUGCGGGCCCUGGCCCUUUUGGAAUCCGCAAAGACAACGACAGCACUGGCCAUGUCAUCAAGGCACUCUGAUCCCCGGGAAAGGGAGCAGUGA
Molecule: messenger RNA, 354 nt
Organism: Pyricularia grisea
Lineage: Eukaryota; Fungi; Ascomycota; Sordariomycetes; Magnaporthales; Pyriculariaceae
Exons: 2
Coding region: 1-354 (117 amino acids)
Source: RefSeq, a predicted model, not a curated record